Messenger RNA from Entelurus aequoreus (snake pipefish), 3096 nucleotides. Its product is annotated as zinc finger and BTB domain-containing protein 5. The transcript is spliced from 4 exons. The record is from RefSeq and is a predicted model, not a curated record. Gene Ontology annotation, cellular component: nucleus. Gene Ontology annotation, biological process: regulation of transcription by RNA polymerase II. Gene Ontology annotation, molecular function: RNA polymerase II cis-regulatory region sequence-specific DNA binding; protein binding; DNA-binding transcription factor activity, RNA polymerase II-specific. Lineage: Eukaryota; Metazoa; Chordata; Actinopteri; Syngnathiformes; Syngnathidae. The coding region runs from base 239 to 2377 and encodes 712 amino acids.
CACAGCGCCGCCCUGCGAGUCUGCUAAGAAGAUCUGUCUGAGGAGGACAAUUUAGUAGAAUGACGGCACAUUUCCUUCAGAUACUCCAUUUUCAUCUGUAGUUAUUAUUCCUAGUGCAUAUUUCUGGCAGGACGAAACUAUAACCAGCCAGUGAAGACAAGGGUGAACAUCUUUGGCUCUCCCCUGUAGCCCAGAAGGCAACACAAGUACACCCGGGGGACGUGGAUCCUGGAGGAGAAUGGACUUCCCAGGCCACUUUGAGCAGAUCUUCCAGCAGCUCAAUUAUCAGCGUCUGCACGGUCAGUUGUGUGAUUGCGUCAUCGUGGUGGGCAAUCGACACUUCAAGGCCCAUCGCUCCGUGCUGGCGGCCUGCAGCACCCACUUCAGAGCCUUGUUCACGGUCACAGAGGGAGACGCCAGUAUGAAUAUGAUCCAGCUCGACAGUGAGGUGGUGACAGCGGAGGCGUUUGCGGCGCUGGUGGAAAUGAUGUACACCUCCACCCUCAUGCUGGGAGAGAGCAACGUGAUGGACGUCCUGCUCGCCGCCUCUCACCUGCACCUCAACAACGUGGUGAAAGCCUGCAAACACUACCUGACCACGCGCACCCUGCCUGUGUCCCCGCCCCGCGACAGACCGCCCCCUCCCCGCCAGCAGCAGGAGCAGCAGAGGCACCGGCAGCAGGCGGGCGAGAGCGCCGCCAACCCCGCGUCGGCCGCCAACGCUAACCUGGCCGCCAACGCCGCCACCUCCAAGCUGCAGCGCUCCUUCCUGCUGCAGCAGCUGGGCCUCAGUUUGGUGAGCUCCGCUUUAGGCGUGAUGGAGGAGGACCGGGCGGUGGAGCAGAGAGCCCCCUUCCCCAUCCGCCGCUUCCACAAGCGCAAGCCCUCCCUGGGCGCGGGCGAGGAGCCGCCCAGGCAGAGGCAGCGGCCCGCCGCGCCCACAUUAGGGCUGCUGUCGCAAGGCCGAGAAGAAGGAGGGCUUCUGUCGCCCGACUCCCACAAAAUGGGGGAGCACUCCAAAUUGGAGGCGGGCGGACUGUGCGCCCCGCAGGACGACCCCCAGAUGCCGAGUCAGUCGGAUGGCGGGCGCUGCGAGGGGGACGACUCCUCGGGGAGGCUGCAGGCAGGAGUGGGCAAGGAGGAGGACAUGGAGGACGGAGACCCCCAGAACGACAGAGCCGGGAUGAAGAUCAAGUCAGGAGGCGAGGAGGAAGAGGAGGCGGAAGAACAGAAGGUGCUGGUCAAACAAGAGCCGCUAAGUUCACCCGAGCCGGCGGACGAAGUGAGCGACGUGACGUCGCAGGCGGAAGGCAGUGACCCGGCCGAGCCUGCGGGCGGGGAGGAGGCGGAGAAAGUGGAGCUGAGCCCGGAGAGCAGCGACGACCGCGGCUUCAAUCCGGAGCCGCAGCCCAGCUCCGACUCGCUGCUGCAGCCCGGCUCACAGCUCCUCCUCAAGGCCAGCAUGGGAGGGGGCGGGGCGGGCUUCAGGUGCGGCAACGGCGGGAACAGCAAACCCGACUUCAGUAUUUCCAGCUUCCUUAGCCCGAAGGAUUUCGGGAGUGGCGGCGGGGGCUUGAUUGGUGGCGAGGAUGACCUUCCCAACACCACCACCGGGGACGCUGUGGCCCAUAACUUCCUGCUGAGGCAAGAGGCUCCUGGACUGCCCGGUUCUGCGCCAUCCUCCCUGCUCCAGUCUGACAGCGAAGGCCGUACUCAGUUCAGAGAGAACAUACAAGCCGACUCCCUUUUCCUUCACCCGCUGCAUAACGGUUUUGGGCACCCUAGAGGAAGUGGCGGCAAUGGAGGCCGGGGAGGCGUCGAUCAAUUCAAUUUGGACUUCCAGCGCUCCAGUCUGGGGUUACAUUCCUUAGGACGGCCCACGCGUAGCGCCGGUGGGCCAACCCCCAGCGUCCUCGGAUACCCGGGCUACAGACGCGUCACCCCGAAGAUGACCAACGGCAUGGGGCGGGAGGAGGGCGGCGUCCUCCAGGACCCCGCCUCCUCCUCGUCCAGCCUGGCGAGCCCCAUGCUCCUCGGCGAGGGCUCCGGGUACGACGUGUCGGGCGGCCGGCCCACGUCCCUCCCACCGCAGCUCACCCGGGCCUCGGCGGACGUGCUGUCCAAGUGCAAGAAGGCUCUGUCGGAGCACAACGUCCUGGUGGUGGCGGGCGCUCGCAAGUACGCCUGCAAGAUCUGCUGCAAGACCUUCCUGACGCUGACCGACUGCAAGAAACACAUCCGCGUCCACACGGGGGAGAAACCCUACGCCUGCCUGAAGUGCGGGAAGCGCUUCAGCCAGUCCUCACACCUGUACAAGCACUCAAAGACCACCUGUCUACGCUGGCAGAACAGCAACAUGUCCAACGCCCUCCUUUAGAGCGCCUUGUUUUUGCACCCGGAAACAAACGGAGGAUGCUUGAAGGGGAGAUAAUGGCCUAGUAAUAACCCUCUGUGGGGGGGGGGGCGUGGCCUGCGGACCUGCAGCGAAGCGGAGUGUGUCAGGAUCGGCUUCGAGAUUAGCGACAGGUGAUCAGACAAACACUCACAGCUGUGUCAUCUACGCACCUGUCACUAAUCUCGAAGCCGAUCCUGACGCACCCCGCUUCGCUGCAAUUCCGCAGGCCACGCCCUCAAAUAGACCCAUAACUUAAAGGCAACAUACCUACCUAUGGCAGGGGUGUCCAAACCACAGCUCGCGGGCUAAUUGUUCAGUUUGACCCGCGAAACAUCCCAAGUUUAAUAGGAACUCUUGACCCUUGACGCCUCCAACUUACUUUAAAAUAUCCGAUCGUGUAAUUGCUGCAGGUUUAAGUAAUUCAGGCUAAUGACUAUGAAUUAGACUUUGAAGUGGCCACGGCAUGACCCGAUCCGAACAACCUUUCCCCCCACUCAUGGCGCAAAUAAACCCGCAGAAAAAGUCAACACACAACACAACCUGCUCACUGAGCUUUGUGGAUGUUCUAAAAAAAAAAAAUGUCCAAGCACCACACAUAAUUCAAAAUGACACCCGUUUAAAUCCCCUGCAAUGCAUGAUGGUGUUAGAAUAAUUGUUUCUAAGUUAUCACAAAAACGUUGUGUUACAUUGAGUGCCUGGCG